GGCUGAAAUCUCACUUUGUCGCGUGUACAAAAGAGCUGGAGUAGACGAGAACCGUCGACUCCCUCCACCCAAGCAAUCAUCUGUCACCAACGCAGCGAAGCACUCAACCCUUCAACAAUCAUCAACUUUCUUAACACAUGAAGAAGAAAAUGAUCUGCUGAAACUUAAUCAAAGCCAUGUCUUGGUCAGCAAUAACAUCAAGCCACAUGAACUCUUUUCUACCACAAGCACUCUCAUAGAAGAAGAAAAUCAUUCCCUUCUCAACAUAAAUAACUCGCAAAAUUCCUACACGUCACCGAGCUCUAUUUUUCCUUGUCCACAUGCGGCCAUUUCCACUGAUGCAGUUGAUGAACUCCAAAGGUUAGUUGGUUACAAUAACCAGCGUUUUAUGCAGCAAACCGACGAAAUCCAGCAUUUGCAAUCCUCUCAGUACCAGCUUCUUCGUCCUGCCCUCAACACGGUGCCGGUCUCAUUAUCUACAAUUUCUGAAAAGCUCUGGGAGUGGAAUGCUAAAUAUCCUAAUAACCUCCAGUGAGUAGCGUGAUAUAUCGCAUUGAUAUGCUAAGAGCUUCUAAAUACACUAUGGUACGU
Messenger RNA from Phalaenopsis equestris, 591 nucleotides. RefSeq names its product NAC domain-containing protein 35-like. Lineage: Eukaryota; Viridiplantae; Streptophyta; Magnoliopsida; Asparagales; Orchidaceae. The record is from RefSeq and is a predicted model, not a curated record. Gene Ontology annotation, molecular function: DNA binding. Gene Ontology annotation, biological process: regulation of DNA-templated transcription.